AGCAGCGGAUUAUCCAAACAGAAGACUGGAUGCACAUCUAUUCUCCUGCAUGCUCCCAUCGCAUCGCAUCUCAUCUCAUCUCACCAAAGCGCAUGAAAGAAACGGAGCAAAGAGGAAAGAAAAGAGCAGCAUUGAGAAUCUUCCAGGUGGACAGUAAAGUUCUGACAGCAUGCCGAAGCACAUGGAAGUAAGAGUGCACGAAAGCCACUUGGAGCCCAUAGAGACCAGGCCACGUUCCAAAUUAGGCACAAUAUGCCAGAAGUUGGGGAAGAACCUGCUGCUCACAUUGACUGUUUUGGGAGUGAUUAUGGGAGCUGUGUCUGGCAUGCUGCUGCGCGUUGCUUCCCCGAUCGAUGACAACAUUGUCAUGGUAAUUUCCUUCCCUGGAGACAUUCUAAUGAGGAUGUUAAAAAUGCUCAUCCUUCCCUUAAUCAUCUCCAGCUUAAUUACAGGUCUUUCUGGUCUGGAUGCAAAGUCAAGUGGUCGUCUGGGUUCCAGAGCCAUGAUUUAUUAUAUGACCACCACUAUCAUUGCGGCUGUGCUGGGGGUUAUCCUGGUGCUUCUCAUCCACCCUGGUAACCCAAAACUCAAGGAGAAUCUGGGAGAGGGAGCCAAAAACGAUGAGGUUUCCAGUCUUGAUGCCUUUUUUGACCUUAUCAGAAACCUCUUUCCAGAGAACUUGGUUCAGGCUUGCUUCCAGCAGGUCCAAACUGUUGUCAAGAGGGUAGACGUUCAGCCUGACUUUGAUGACACCAAUAGCACGGCUGAAUUCCUCCUGAAUGCCACCAAGCCUCCCCCAAUUUUCAUAGACAAGAAAUCUCUGCAAUACAAGAGUGGAAUGAAUGUGUUAGGAAUUAUUGGAUUCUUUAUCGCCUUUGGUGUUUGUAUGGGCAAGAUGGGAGAAAGAGCCAGGCUUAUGAUUGAAUUCUUCAACAUUCUUAAUGAGAUUGUAAUGAAGCUGGUUAUCAUGAUCAUGUGGUAUUCACCCUUCGGCAUCGCCUGCCUGAUCUGUGGAAAGAUCAUCUCCAUAAAAGAUUUGGAGGUAGUGGCCAGGCAACUGGGAAUGUACAUGGUAACAGUCAUCAUUGGUCUGAUCAUCCAUGGGGCCAUAUUCCUGCCGUGUAUCUACUUUGCAAUUGUGAGGAAAAACCCCUACAAGUUCUUCAUGGGUAUCUUCCAAGCCUGGAUCACUGCUCUGGGCACAGCCUCCAGUGCUGGUACUCUGCCUGUAACGUUCCGUUGUCUUGAGGAGAACCUCGGUAUUGACAAAAGAGUUACACGUUUUGUGCUUCCAGUCGGAGCAACGAUUAACAUGGAUGGCACGGCUCUCUAUGAGGCUGUAGCUGCCAUAUUCAUUGCCCAAAUGAAUGGAAUUUAUUUAGAUCCCGGUCAGAUUGUCACUGUCAGUCUUACAGCAACACUUGCCAGUAUCGGAGCAGCGAGUAUCCCGAGUGCUGGACUUGUUACCAUGUUACUUAUUCUGACAGCUGUAGGACUGCCAACCCAAGACAUCAGUCUGCUGGUGGCUGUUGAUUGGCUUCUAGAUCGUUUCCGUACCUCAGUCAAUGUGGUUGGAGACUCCUACGGGGCUGGCAUUGUCUACCACCUGUCCAAGGCGGAGCUUGAUGCUCUAGAUGCACAGCACGGAAAGUCAGAUGAUAUGGAGAUGACCAAGACCCCGUCCUACUAUGAUGACCUCAAAAACCAUCACGAAAACAACUCCAACCAGUGCGUUCAUGCUGCUCAAAAUUCUGUGUUAGUAGAUGAUUGCAAGGUAACCUUGGCGGCCACACACGGCUCAAGUGCGGAGUACACAGUUGUUGAGGAAGAACCUUGGAAAAACAAUUAAUGGAAGCACACAGAUCUCCAGCACCCAAAAAAAGAGAGAAUCAUGCACAUAGAACAACUGAUGGGUUUUGUAGUUUAUUUCUAUGGUUUCUGUCCUUUUUUUAACAUGUUUAACUAUAUUUGCUUGUCUGAUGUAACACAAGAGCGUGAAGCCUAAGGCCACACGUGCAUCUGCCUUAAUUAUAUGAGGCAGUUACGUAAAUUAUACAUGAUCCUAAUAAAUAUAGUAUUCAAGUCUAUGUAUGGUGAGGAGGGGUCAAGAAAGAUAACUCGGUUUACUAGAUUCAUUUCCUGGCCACCAGCUGCUCUUUAUAUGAAGCCACAAUGUAGAAACUUGUCAAUUCCUCUAGAUCAUCUUCACUAUGACAACUGAACUGUCUUGCACAACGUUAUUUCUAAACAAAUCUUAUAACCACUAUUUUCGUAGGGCUACUGUGCUGUUGCUAGGAUACAGCAGCGGGGACGGAGGCAACGGGAUAUAGAUGGUCGGUAAAGCACAAGCCACGUUUGGCACCUCCCCCCUCUGAGCUCUUUUUAUGACAUUGGGUGUGGGGGGAUUUGCUCUUUAUUCUGUCAAAAAGCACAAGAGCCAUUCAAACACAAUUCUCAUAUUUACCAUGUCAGGUUUUAAAAGAGCCCUGUUGUUUCAGAUAGAGCUGUUAUACUGAAAUAUGCACUGCACUGCGUAUUUUCCUUGCACUGCCAAAACAAGAACGGCACAUGUGUCAUACGGUUUCGGGGCAUCUGUGUGGAAACAUCUCAUCCCUAAGUCCCAUUGAGAUUUGAAAUCCAGAUGUGCUAAGAAAUUGGAGGACUGCUGAGGUUUGGUACCCCUGCUUUACAAUUCAACAUGGGAUGAAUCACCCUUUGUCCACACACACAUAUAUUAGCAUGGGGUCGGGUGGGUUGUUAGUUUUGUCCAGGACCAAAAUGAAGAGCACAUUCACAAGGUUUGUAUAGUUUGUGUACUAGAUUCUGGACAAAACGAACAUCAAAUGAUGUAGAAAUAUUUCUCAGGCAUGUAAACCAUUUACUGGCUUUGUCAGGGACCAAACAUUCCUAGUGCGGGCGGAUGAAAUCAUUUGUAUUAAGGCCCUGUUUCUAAACUGGAGAGAGCUGUUUUUAUGUUAUCGUUGUGAAUUUAUACAACUCUAAAUACCUAAUGCCUAAUGUGUUCAUUUCUGCCAUCUCUGUUUUUCAUCCUACAGUAGUUGUCAGUGUUGUUUACAACCCUUUUAAAUGACUUUUUACCUCAACCAGAAAUUGCCAAGGCUACUGUAACUACAAUCUUCUGAAACUAGGUUUUGUUUGAUGCUCGGUUAAAUUGCUAAUAAAACAGCAGCAAAGUAUUCCAUUGAAAGCGGUAAAUGAUGGAUGAUCCUGGAAAAAUAAUGAUCCAAAGCACUACCUCUGGCACCGUCAAAGCAUUUACAAUUUAUGAUGCACGCGACUGUUUCGUAGCCCCACAAUGCUGCCACUUUUUUAUCAGCGCCUUACAGAUCAGCACACCUUUCAUGUCCACAUACCUCACUAUGCCAGUCAGAGAUUUAGACGACAACAAAAAUAAGAUUUCAAAUAAAUGACAAAUUCAGAUUUCUAUUUCAAUUACAGACACAUAGAAAUGUAUUUGUGGAUCUUUUAUAUUUUUGUGUCACAAGGGGUUAAACACUAUUCCCUAAUACUUCAAAUUCGUUUUUCUUUCUAUGAACUCGCAUCACGUCAGCAAUCUCUUGAUGUUUCAGUGUUAUCUCCUUCACCAAGAGAAUCAAGGCCAUAUGAAGUCAGGCUCAAGUUGCCACGUACAUUAUGUUGAAUUGAAUCAGAACAUGAAUUUCAGAUAAUGUGGGUCAUCGGCCAAACCGUCAGAUGUCUUAAAAUACAUUGAGCUUCUUUAGAUACACGGACACCAAUCAUUGGCCCAAACACAUGAAGGUAAAGUGCCUCUGCACUUUGUGUAAAUAUUGUGGGUGACAUACUGUACUUCUCUUGUUUUUCAGUCGUAGAAACAUAAAUAUAGUGUUUGAAUGUUGUGACAAUUUAACUCAAGCUUUUUGUAAUCCUUUUUGGUAAUCCGUUGUGCUAGAUAAAAUGAAUAGUAGAGCGAAAUGUUUCUUAUAGAAAGAUAAUAUAUUGAUUUAAGUUUAAUUCUGACUAGCUGUAUGUAGCUCUUUCAGAAAUUGUGUUUCCAUUCUCGUAUCUGUUCUGUGUUUGGAAUGUUUUCUCCCACAUAAAUGACUCUGUUAUAUCAGAUACAAAUGGAUAUUUGCGUAUUAAAUAUGGCAUCUUAAAAUGUAUACUUUUGAUGGUGCUAUACCAUACACAAAUGCUUUCAAUCUGAUAGUCCAAUAUCUAUAUAUAUAUAUAUAUAUAUAUAUAAAUAUAAAUAUAUAUUUGUGUGCAUGUGUGUAUUAAAAAACUAUUUCCGACAGUUUGGUGUAACAUCUUUAAAAAGGAAAAGAUUUGGAUAUUAUAAAGCAUGCUGUCCUAAUUCUGUGUUGAGACAAAUCUACAGUAUCUGUAAAACUGUUUUUUUUUCUCCGUUCCAUGCUUCUUCACUUGAUUUUCAAGUAUAUUAUUAUAUUUUAAGACAUCUACAGAUACUGUUUUAUUUUUAGAGUCAUAUUAAUAUGAACCCAAGUUGAUUCUACUUACCUAAUUGAAUAUUAUGGAAGCCAUCAUUAGUUUACAUUGUUUUUUUACUUUGGUCUUACAAUUAAACCCAUCUGUUGUGUCAUUAUUUUCUCUCAUCCUUUUGUGAUGUUUUUAUGGAAAAGGGAGAGAAAAUUACAGUCAAAGGAAAGUGCUACAACAUUUUUCCCUUUGUCACAGCUGUGAAACAAAAUUGUUCAUGCAUAUCAUUAUGUGUUGUACCAUUGGUGUACAUACAGUUAUUAUAACUAAUAAAUGUUGAUUCAUAACUAA
Molecule: messenger RNA, 4770 nt
Organism: Triplophysa dalaica
Lineage: Eukaryota; Metazoa; Chordata; Actinopteri; Cypriniformes; Nemacheilidae
Gene: slc1a2b
Product: solute carrier family 1 member 2b
Exons: 11
Coding region: 170-1849 (559 amino acids)
Biological process (GO): L-glutamate transmembrane transport
Cellular component (GO): plasma membrane
Molecular function (GO): neutral L-amino acid transmembrane transporter activity; L-glutamate transmembrane transporter activity; glutamate:sodium symporter activity
Source: RefSeq, a predicted model, not a curated record